Molecule: messenger RNA, 1042 nt
Organism: Cuscuta epithymum
Lineage: Eukaryota; Viridiplantae; Streptophyta; Magnoliopsida; Solanales; Convolvulaceae
Source: the annotation of a GenBank genome assembly
GGGAGAGCUACUAUUGCCAUGGCUGAAACUUCUGAAGAAAAAACAGCUUCUCCAGAACCACUACCUUUCACUCAGGAACAACUACAGCACCUGUAUAAGCUUUUUAACUCUCCACAAUUCACACUUAAUUCAUCUUCUUCCCCUGCUCCAGCCCAGAAAGGACCUGAACUCGGGGAGGAUGAUUGGCAGUGCUAGGGAGUGCGACGGGCUGUAUUAUCUUGAAGAUGGACUGCCUUCAAGUAUGGUUGCCCAAGAAUCUCCUCAUAAAUUAGAGUCUGUGUCUACUGAUCAAGAUAUUAUGUUAUGGCAUUUUCGUAUGGGUCAUCCUAGUUUUUUUUAUUUGAAACGAUUGUUACCUGAGUAUUCAUCAAUAAAGAUCCAUCUUUUUUUAAAUGUGAAGCGUGUGCUUUAGCUAAACAUCACAAGUCUUCUUAUCCUUCUCGUAUUUAUAUUCCCUCUAAACCCUUUCAAUUAAUUCAUAGUGAUAUUUGGGGUCCAUCUAGGAUCCCUACUUCUUCUGGUAAAAGGUGGUUUGUCACUUUUAUUGACGAUCAUACGUGUCUUACUUGGUUAUUUCUGAUGAAAGACAAACAUGAAGUAGUCGAUAUUUUCAGAAAAUUCUACAACAUGGUCCAAGUUCAAUUUAAUGAGAAGAUUAAAAUAUUUCGUAGUGACAAUGGUCGGGAGUAUUUUUCUAAUACCCUGACUCAGUUUUUCAAUGAAAAGGGAAUGAUCCAACAAAGCUCAUGUGUUGAUACGCCACAACAAAAUGGUGUGGCGGAAAGGAAAAAUAGACACCUACUUGAAAUCACACGAGCAUUAUUACUAGCUAAUCAUGUUCCUAAAUAUUUUUGGGGAGAUGCCCUUUUAACUGCUGUUUACUUGAUUAAUCGCAUGCCCUCUAAACCUUUAUCUUUUCAAACUCCUAUCCAAAAAAUUCAUGAGUUUAAUUGUGAUCUUAAACCGUUUGUAAAUUUACCCUUCAAAAUAUUCGGCUGCACUGUGUUUGUGUCUAAUCGGGAUAAAACUAAGUCUAAACUUG